This is a messenger RNA of Pogoniulus pusillus (Red-fronted tinkerbird), 2452 nucleotides long. RefSeq names its product espin like (gene ESPNL). Gene Ontology annotation, molecular function: actin filament binding. Bases 1 to 2373 code for a protein of 790 amino acids. The transcript has 5 exons. Gene Ontology annotation, cellular component: cytoplasm. Gene Ontology annotation, biological process: actin filament bundle assembly. The record is from RefSeq and is a predicted model, not a curated record. Lineage: Eukaryota; Metazoa; Chordata; Aves; Piciformes; Lybiidae.
AUGCGCACCGGAGGACCGAUACGCUCCGCGGUAUCCCCUGCGCAUGCGCAGCGCCGGCGCGGGCGCACCCUGCCGGCUCGCCUUAAAGGAGCCGCUCUGCGUCCGGGGCGCAGCUGGCGGUGCCGCCGCAGAGGAAAUCCGUGGGAACUGCCGUGCCUGCACCACGACGACUGCUGCCGAACGUGGCCCCAGUACCCAGCAGAUGCCUUAGCCUCCAAGGGAAGGAAUAACACUAAUAGGGAAAGAAAGAAGAACCAGAUCAACACACUGCACGUCUUCCGGGCCCUAGCUGAACCCAAGUGGUUUUGCCACAAUUCCCAGCGUUUUGGGGCCCGAGAUCCAAAGCCUGCAGCGGUGGCCCGUGCCUGCCCCAGGACUGCUGCAGCCUCUCUGUACACCCCACAGUGCCUGUGGCAACCCGAGUGGGGGCUUCAGGGCGGCCAGUGCAGCACUCCCGCGGCAGGUAAGGCCUGGGCUGGGCUCCGAGAACCCCCAUCUUCUGGGGAACGUCAGCUCUUCGCAAGUCGGGGAGCAGGGCAGGGGGGCUGGCGGCAUGGCGCGCCCCGGCAAGGGCUAGCGGCUGAGAGCGGCGCCGGGCUCGGUCCUCGGCUGCCGGGACAUCACCUUGUCCCCCAGCGGGCAGAGUGGACCACAGGGCCUCCGCUGCUCCACUUCUUUCUGAAGACAGCUCCCAGCCGUGAGUGUCUCCAGGGGAGUGAUUGUUCCCGCAAACCCGUGGUGAUGUGCCAGGCAUCCCCGCGGGGCACUUCUACCCGAUCACGCGUGGAGGUGCUAAAGGUCCCUCUCCCUUUUGUCUGCCCUCCUUCAGAACAACGCCUGCGGUUCUCCCUGCCCGUCUCCGGCAGCCACUCGGCCCGGCGGGGGAUGGAGCCCGGCAGGUCCGAGCUGAGCCGCUGCAAGCCCUCGCCGCGGGCCAGGAUCCCGCCGUCCUUCUUCGCCCACUCGGAGCAGGCGCCCGAGCCGGCAGAACUCCCUGGGCUGGACCCUGCGGAGGCGGACGUGGAGUCUCUGGUGCCCACGCACGACGAGCGGGGCCGCCUAAUCCCCGAGUGGAAGCGGCAGGUGAUGGUGCGGCGGCUGAAGGCUCGACUGACGGACGAAGAGGCGGCGAGCAGCCAGGACGUGGGCUCUUGGCGCUUCUCGCCUGCUCUUCAGGCCGUACUAGGCCCCUUCGGGGAGCUGCUGACAGAGGCGGACCUGCAGCAGCUGGAGGGGGCGGUGGAGAGCCUGCGGCUGCGGCGACGAGGCGAGGCUUACCUAAGCGAGCUGCGGCGGCUGGCGCGGGAGCUGCGCGCCCUGCUGCCCGCCCCGCUGCUCAGCGUCACCGUGCGCAGCCCCCUGCCCGGCCCGGGGCAGCCGCUGCCCCUCUGGUGCGGCCGCCUGGCCGGCGCUGUCAACAGCCUGACCGCGCUGCUGGCUCACGCCGAGGGGCCGCCGGCCGCACCCCCCGUCGCUGUCGCCGCCGCCGGCGGGCAGCCCCGGGAGCCGGCGGGCAGCCUCGCGCAGCGGGAGAUCCGUCAGUGCGGAGUCUGCGUUCGCAGCCUGCGUGGCGUCUUCGAGCCCGCGUGGGGGGCGGCGCAGGAGAAGGCGGCCGCGGCGGGCGGCACGGAAGCCGCCAGCGACUCGGGCAUCGGCUGCGAGGAGGCGUUUUCGGACGGCGGCGGCUCGCCGGCGCCGGGACCGAAGUGGGGCAGCCUGAGGAAGGAGAGGAUCGUGAUGCUCUUCCUGAACCACUGGAAGCGGUCCGCCUACGGCCCCUCCGCGCUGGCUUCUGGGGCACCCCGCGCGGCAGCAGGGACCGGGACGGGGGCGGCGGCGCGCCUGGCGCGGCAGCGAGCGGCCAUUCAGCGCCUGCUCUGCGGCUGGCGGGACACGGCCUCCCGCCGCCCCCCGCCGCCGCUGCCCCCCGCGGCCGCCACUGGCCGCGCCCUGCUGUCCCCGGAGCAGUUCGUGGCGGGGCCCGGGGGUGGGCCAGCCGACUACGAGAGCCUGUCCCUGGAGCUUUUCAUGCUGGGCUAUUUCCGCAUCUUGGAGCAGGAGCUGCCCCCCGAGGAGCGCCGCGGCCGCCACCUGCUCUGCUUCGAGGUGUUCGAGCAGCUAGGCCGCCACGGUUGGCGGGCGGUGCGCGCCUUCCACCGCACUGUCACCGACGAGAUCGCCGCUGGCCGGCGGGGCUGGCGGGACGGCUUCGACGACAUCAAAGCCAGGUAUUUCGGAUCCUCUCGAAGCUGGGCCCGGCGGCCUGGGGAGGCCAAGGGAGAGGAGGAGGAGGAGGAGAUCUGCCGCUACAUCGACCGCAGCUUCGCCUUCUGGAAGGAGAAGGAGGCCGAGAUCUUCAGCCUGGAGGAGUGAUGCUCGCUGGCGAGAAGAGCGCAGGGCUCCGUGGAGCCGCGGGCUGCAAUAAACGCCUUUUCGGUGCUGUCCGAACUGA